CGAACUUGAAGUUAUCAUUAUGUGUGUUUGAGGCACUAGGUGUGAUAUCAAUAUUCGUUUAAUUUGUGUUAGUGCUGAAUUAGCAAAUUGUUGAAAUGGAUAAUCAACUCACAAGUGAUAAAACGUAUGAGAAAUUCACAUGGACGAUCAAGAAUUUCUCUAAAUUGAAAACAAAGAAGCUGUACUCUGAGAAUUUCGUCAUCGGUGGCCAUCCAUGGCGGAUUCUUAUCUUUCCAAAGGGCAACAAUACUAGCUACUUGUCAAUUUAUUUGGAUGCUGGAGGGGAUCUAUCUAAUUUGCCAAAUGACUGGAGCAGAGUUGAAAAGUUCAAGCUGAGCCUUAUUAAUCAAGUUAAUGGCAAAAUGACAAUAACUAAAGAAUAUGAACACCAGUUCAAUGCAAGAGAGUCUGAUUGGGGUAGCACGAUGUUCAUAACUUUAGUUGAACUUUAUGACCCUAGUAAUGGCUUUAUCGUGAAUGAUACUUGCAUUUUUGAAGCUGAGAUAGCUGUCACAAAGCCGAAACAUGUGAAUCAGCUCGCAGAUCAAGUAGUUAAUACCCCUAAGGUUGGAUUAAAUUCCUAAAUAUACUUGUUAUGCUUGUUAUGCUUGGAGAGGCAGUAGCAAAAUAAAUACUUGUUAAUGCCUAAAGAGGCCGUGGUAAAAUAAUACUUGUUUUGCCUGGAGAGGUUGUGGCAAAAAGAAUACUCAACAAUAUCUGAAGAGGCAUGAAUAAUAAUACUUGUAUGGAGAAGUCCUUGACACUUACAUAGUGAAAUCUUGGUAUAGCCAAUGACUGCAUGUAGGCCUAUCAUUCUGGGGGUGAACCAGGAUAAACUGGUGGUGUCUCUUGAUUCUUUCUCUAUACUCUUUUAUCCGUUGCACCAAACGAUCCCAACGAAGACAACAAAAUUUUCAAUCGUUUGGAAAACCAAGAUUUUGGAUGGCACAAUUCAAACCCCCCUUUCUUUUGCUACUUCUGAUUAUCUCAUGUUAGAGCCUGAACAGGAUGGGGCAAAAGAUUACUCAACAGCCUGGAGAGGUUGAUGUGAAUAAUACUAGAAGCUGGGAAAAAGAAUACUGAAUAGCUUGGAACGAUUGGAUCAAAGAACACUUAUGGGAAUUCAUUCUAAUACUUGAAAAAGAGAAGUCCUUUGAACACUUAUUCUAAUGAAAAACUUGGUUGUGGCCAAGGAUGAGAGAUAGCCCGCACUGGGUGAAACAAGACAAAUUUUAAUGUGCUCAUAUCCUUUUUACCUUCUUGCAAUUUAAUCAUCAUAACCAUCCGCUACAAUCACUCAUGAAGAUUUGCAAGAAGAAUUUUAAGUUGUCAACCAUUAAGGAUUAACACCAAAACAGUUCAACCCCUGAUCUUGUGGUGGUAAUGUUAGUAAUUGAAACUGAAGCAAGAAAAUUGUUAGUCAUGACCCUAUUAUCGAUCAUAAAUAGUUUUUUUUUUUAGAAAACUAAAUAUAAUAUAUAGAUAAAAGAGAAAUGCUAAAGGAAGCAAGUACAGGAACAAGAAAGGGACUUAUGACAGAUCCCCCAAUAACAACUAAACAACAGAAAUUAGAAACUAGAAACUAAAGGAACAACACCAGUACAAAAAGAAAGAAACAGAACAGCUCCAAGAGGAAGCAAAGGCAAGAAGCAGGGGCCACUAAGCUGCACAAACACGUCUGCCACCAGCCAGAAGAAAAUGCCAGAAGAAGGAGUAACACAUGAACAGCAGCCAGCUAUGACAAAACUCCUAGUUCGAUUCCAGAAUACGAGAUCUGAGUUCCAGAAACGGAGUGGUAAGAUCACAGCCCUGUUUUGCUAAGGUGUCAGCAACUGUAUUGGCUUCAUGGAAAAUAUAAAAGACACCAAUACAAUCCACUUCCAUCAUGAGACGAUCAAUCAAGUUAUAGAAAGGUAUAUAACCCUGUUUUUCUUUUGUUUCGUGUUACAGAGAGAUCGAUGGGUAGUGCAUGUAGACUGGUGAAAUUUUCACCCUUUCUGAGGUUUAGGGAAGAAGACAUUCAUUUUAUGCUCUGGGAUUUCUCUGUUUCUUGCUAAGAUGGUUUUUAGAGGUUCUACGUUCAGGGGAUUUGGGUUUAACACCCCACCCAUGAGGCUUUCCACCCCACUUUUAUUAAAAA
Lotus japonicus is the source of this 2140-nucleotide messenger RNA. RefSeq names its product ubiquitin C-terminal hydrolase 12-like. Lineage: Eukaryota; Viridiplantae; Streptophyta; Magnoliopsida; Fabales; Fabaceae. The transcript is spliced from 4 exons. The record is from RefSeq and is a predicted model, not a curated record. Gene Ontology annotation, molecular function: protein binding. Bases 96 to 584 code for a protein of 162 amino acids.